Prinia subflava (tawny-flanked prinia) is the source of this 2278-nucleotide messenger RNA. RefSeq names its product WD repeat domain 89 (gene WDR89). Bases 736 to 1905 code for a protein of 389 amino acids. The record is from RefSeq and is a predicted model, not a curated record. Lineage: Eukaryota; Metazoa; Chordata; Aves; Passeriformes; Cisticolidae. Gene Ontology annotation, molecular function: protein binding. The transcript has 3 exons.
CAAACUAAGCUAAUGAAAAUACUUAUAUGUCUAAAAAAGUCUUGAAAUUAUUUAUUUGUCCAUGACGUUGGUAAUAUUAUUCACAUAAUUUAUCAAAAAACCCAUAUAUAUAAAAAUAAACAUACAAAUUAUUUUCCUCACUGAGUAGCAUCCAUCCAAGGUCAUGGAUUAAUGCUACUCCUCAGUGCUGAACAGUAAAUUCAGAGUAGAACAAGGAAUUUUGAAUUAUAAAACCUGGGACAAUAUUAAAUAAAACAUUAAAAGAGGCAAAUGUUCGUUAUGCCAUCUUCCUUUUCAUAGCCUGGAAAGUAAAAAAAAAAGAGAAAAAUACUAUUUGGAAGUUUAAUUGGGGAAAAAAAAGCCCUGCCAGCGCAGUGUGUCACCCCGGGGCACGGCCCCGCUCCCUGUGCCCGCUGCCGCUGCCCCCGACCCGCGCCAUGUCCGAGCGCAGCCGCGCCCCCGCCCCGGGGCGGGGCUUCCCGCGCCAGCCAAUCAAACCGCGCGCAUUGCCGGCCGGCCCCGCCCCCUCCGCCUUUGCGCCAAUCCUCUUCCCGUGCGUCGCUUCCUUCCCCGCCUCCAUAGACGGAAGAUGGCGGCCGCUGCAGCCAAUGGGGCAGCGGGGGCGGGGCUUGCGGAGGCCGCGCGGCGCCCACGCGGCAGCGGCGGCCGGGGCGGCUCUGAGGGACCGGGACAGGGACCGGGACAAGGAUCCGGGUUUCAGGCGUGGCUGGGGAGAUGGCGGCGCUGGAGGAGGUGCAGGAGCAGCUGGCGGGCCUGCGCCUCGCCAGGCGCUGCGCGCCCCGCGACGAGCCCGCCUACCUGCUGGACAUCGCCGCCUCGGCGGCCGCGCAGCCCGGGGGCAGCCGCCUCGUGGGGGUUUGCUGUUCCAGCGAAUCCCUCCGGGUGCACGACGGGGAGACGCUGCGCUGCCUGCGCCAGUACCGCGGCCACCGCGGCGCGCUGCACGGCGUGCGGUUCGCGCGCACCCGCCACAGCCUGGUGUUCUCAGCCUGCAGCCGGGGCACCGUCGGGUGCUGGGAUGUUCGCUCGGCCUCGCAGGAGCCCGUGCAGGUGUUCACUGGCUAUCCUUCCAACGUCUUCAUCAGCUUCGACGUCAGCUGCAGCGACCUCAUCGUUUGUGCCGGCACGGAGAAGGUGGAGAAGGACGCGUUUCUGGUGUUCUGGGAUGCGAGAGGCGUUACAGACUGUGCCGGCGCUGCUAAAGAACCCUUGGGAGUCUAUUCUGAGAGUCACAACGAUGACAUCACCAAAAUCUGUUUUCAUCCUACCGAACCCAAUUUGGUAGUGUCUGGCUCGACCGAUGGCUUGGUCAAUGUGUUUGACAUCAACAAGGAUAACGAAGAUGAUGCUUUGGUAUCGACUUGCAAUUCAGAAUCAUCAGUGAGCUCUCUUGGCUGGGCUGGGGAAGGUUACAAACAGAUCUAUUGCGUGACACACGAUGAGGGGUUCUGCUGGUGGGACACGGCUCAGCUGGACACGGAGGAGCCGAUAACCCUGCUGCACGUCCUGGAUGUCAGAGAGUCAGUCUGCGCUGAGAACCACGGCCUGCAUUACCUGGUGGGGGGCUUGUACCACGAAAAGGCAGGGAAACUCUUCCUGAUUGGGGGAACCUCCACAGGAAACAUCCACCUGAUCGGCUGCAGCACCCAUGGCCUGAGCCUGGUGGGGACCCUGAGUGGGGGACACUCGGCCACGGUGCGCUCCUUCUGCUGGAGCCCCACGGAUGAGGCUCUGCUGACGGGUGGAGAGGAUGCUCAGCUGUUGCUAUGGAAACCCGGGGCUGUGGAAAGGUCCCUCACAAAGAAAGCAUCUCUGAAGAUCUCUUCUUCCGUGCAGAAGAGAGUGAGAGUUCACAACACCUCCCUCAAAAGCAGGAAAAAGUGAAAUGCCUAAAGUGGGAAUCUCUGCUGUGUAGAGCUUUCCUGGUGUUUAAUCUCUCUAGGCAAUACUUGGCCAUGUUUUAUUUGGAGGUUUUCUGUGGAAAGAACUGUGGUGCUUAAAUUCCCCCUGGGAAUGUAUUUCAGUCAUCAGAAGAAUGCCUUUUAUUUUUUUUUAAAUUGCUAAUAUUAAUCAGAAAAGAGUAAAUGUUUGCUCCUGAGUUCUUGAGCAACUGAUGUUGAAUCAUGUUAUAUAAAACUUUCUGUGGUUAUUUAAUGUCUCAAACAAUGUUUUAAAUGUGUAAUACGGGCCUGUGGCUUGCACAAUUUGUUACCUUCCCAAUGAUAUUCCCUGGCACAUCUAAAAAGCUUUUGUAUUC